Molecule: messenger RNA, 273 nt
Organism: Lichtheimia ornata
Lineage: Eukaryota; Fungi; Mucoromycota; Mucoromycetes; Mucorales; Lichtheimiaceae
Exons: 3
Coding region: 1-273 (90 amino acids)
Biological process (GO): mitochondrial electron transport, ubiquinol to cytochrome c
Source: RefSeq, a predicted model, not a curated record
AUGGGACAUCAUCACGGUUAUCAAGGCUGGUGGGGACAUAUGGGCGGUCCUACUCAACGUGGCAUCGUGACCUACAUGCUUUCUCCCUUUGAGCAGAAGCCUUUUGCUGGUGCACUCAACAAUGCCAUCUUCAACACUUCCCGCCGUGUCGCAUCACAAAUCCCUUACGUUGGUGUUGCCUUUGGUCUCGGUUACUUGAUCUACAGCGGUGCCAACAAGUAUCAUGCUCACCUUACCUCCAAGGCUGGUCAUGCUGAAGCUGGCGAUCACUAG